AUGACAGGCUUUUCCAAAGUAGCUGUCUAUCGACAAGAUAUGCCACCGAGAGGUGGUUAUUCUCCAAUACCAUGGGCACGAAUACCAUCACGCCGUAUUCCAUUAUGGCCAUUUGUUUCUGCAUGGUUAGCAUCAAAUAUAUUUGGAUAUUUUUAUCAUAUAUCUGAAAAACGUGAAUAUUGGCGAAGUGAAAUGGAAAUGGAUGAAAGUCGUUCAUGUAUAGAACCAGUUUUAUUAGCUGAACAAGAUCGUAUUGUAUUAAGACAAUAUCGAGCUAAUCGUGAUGAAGAAACAAAACUUAUGAGUGAUGUACCUGGUUGGGAAGUUGGUACAUGGUUUGGUGAAAAAGUUUUUAAAUCUCGUACCUUUUUUCCUGAUCGACCACAUGUACUUGAUUAUUAUGCACUUGCACGUCCAUCAACACAACGUUUAGAUGUUAAUGCAAGUCAAUGGCAAGUUUAA
This is a messenger RNA of Rotaria sp. Silwood2, 462 nucleotides long. The record is from the annotation of a GenBank genome assembly. Lineage: Eukaryota; Metazoa; Rotifera; Eurotatoria; Philodinida; Philodinidae.